Molecule: messenger RNA, 1523 nt
Organism: Baudoinia panamericana UAMH 10762
Lineage: Eukaryota; Fungi; Ascomycota; Dothideomycetes; Mycosphaerellales; Teratosphaeriaceae
Exons: 2
Coding region: 222-1439 (405 amino acids)
Source: RefSeq, a predicted model, not a curated record
GGAAUGAGACGGCGAAGAACUCCUUGUGCGACCCGAGUGGACUGCUCUCUAGCUCUCUACUGUAUGCAUCCUGCUAGCCGCCUUCUCUGCUCAUUGUGUUGUUGGUGUAUGACUGAGUAGCAGGACUUUGUGUUUGGCAUAGCAUUGUCGAAUACAUCACUGCCAGCGAUAAGCCCGCAUCUGGUACAGCUCCGAAAGCACGAACCCCUCCUUUCUCCGCCAUGGCGGCAACGUAUGAGCUGAAGAGGCCUGAUGAUGUUGCCGAGAAGGUGUUGAGGCGGGCACAAGUCUCGAAGAUGACUCGGGCCCUCCAAGACCGUCUCGCCCUCGCCAACGUUAAGAUUCAGAAUGGCUGGGAGAACAUGAGUCUGGACGUUAUCGAACCGCAAGUCGAAGCGCGGAUGAGGAGGAAACGGCCGGCAUCGAGCAACGAUACCAUCUCCGAUACUGCCUCUACAGCGUCAAGUCGUGUGCCAUCGAGCAGCGGCUUCGCUUCCUCCCCACUCACUGCACCUCUCUUUUCCGACGACCUCCCCGGCUCCGGUAGCGCACGCAGCAGCAACAAGCGAGUCCGACCUCUCGAAAUCCACCGAACCGCCUCCUCGAACGCCCUACCCGGCAACAACCGACGCCCACGUCUAUCAGCCCGCUCCGCCUCGGCGUCCUGGAAGCGCCUGCACAGCCUUCCCGAAUCCUCACCAGUAAACCACACCAAACACGCCCGCUUCCCUUCCUCCAACACCACCACUACUACCAACACCAACACCAACACGAACAACCACUUCACCCACCACCUCUCCUUCAUCUCCGAAUCCUCCACCAUCCCCGACAGCCCGCCCUCCCCCGCCCACAGCGAAGACGAUGACGCCGAUUUACCGGUCCACUCCUUCCACCUCAACGCCUCCACCCGCAUCACCUCCUCCCCACCCCAAACCCCGCCCCAAGACAGGCGCAUGCGCAAAGCGCACACCAUCUCCUGGUCUCGUACACCCAAACACGGAGAAGAAGGCGCGGAUCUCCUCAUGUUCCUCGCCACUUCUCCAUCUCCCGCGAAGUCAAGCCAAACCAAAACAGUCAUCCAACCUCCCUCCACGCCUCCGUGCAAGCCAACCCCGCUGCCCUCCUCGCACAUGACCCCCAGCACGAGCGGAGCCGGGUUCCUAGGAUUCGGCCCGACGACUCCGAGCGCGAGUAAUUUCAAUUUCGCGGAUUUCGUCAACGUCACGCCGAGCCCGGCUCAGGGAGCGUGGGCGCGGACGCCGGUGGCGGGGAGGACGCCGGCUGCGGCGCGCGAGGCGAGGAGGAGACUGAAUUUCGAUUCCCUCGUGCCGCCUACGAAUAACAGCAGUAGUCCCGUGUUGACGCGGGUUGGCAGUGGGAGUGGGAGCGGGAGGGGUGAGGGGUUGGGGAUGGAACUUGGGGGCGAGCUUGUUUCGUGAAUGAAUGGUUUCGGUUCGGGAGCGAACGGAAAGCAACAUUGAGGCAUUACUGUUUACUGUUUUACGGCGUUUUACGAAUGUUAU